AUGUUCUACUCUCACCAGCUUCUUGCUAGGAAAGCUCCGCUAGGUCAAAUAUGGAUGGCAGCUACAAUGCACGCCAAAAUGAAUCGGAGAAAGCUCGAUCAAAUCAACCUCAUUCGAAUUUGUGAAGAAAUUUUGAAUCCAUCAGUACCAAUGGCGCUCAGACUUUCUGGAAUUCUUAUGGGUGGUGUUGUAAUCGUUUAUGAGCGCAAAGUUAGACUCCUAUAUGAUGAUGUAAAUCGUCUUCUGGUUGAAAUCAACACUGCAUGGAAGGUGAAACCUGCUGUGGACCCUACAGUUCUCCCAAAGAGGAAAAAUAAAGCCAAGUUUGAAUCUGUGACAAUACCUGAGAACCAAGAAGUAAAUUUUGGAGAUGUUGAGCCGUCAAUUGACUACUCUAACAGAUACACCAGCAGUGCAACUUUUCAGCGAACAGCUUAUGUUGCCAUGAGACUUGAUACUAUAGAUGAUUUUAACGAGAAUUUCAGGGAAGCAGACUUAAAUGGACACCAGCAUCAAGCGGAUCCUGCUAAUAUUACCUUAAAUGACCCCUUUGAUUCACUUCGUGCUGAACCAAGUUUUUAUAAUCGUUAUGAACGGUUCGAUAUCGAAGGAGAUGAAGAAACGCAAAAUAACUUCCCUUCUCAAGGCCACACAGAAAUGCCGCCUCCUACUGUACACUCUCCACCUCAAGAAAUGGAGAUAGAGAGAGAAGAUAAUAUGCGAACUUUUUUCAUGGAGGAUGGCAUUCCUGAACAAAAUCCAGUGGACCAGGCUAAUUCAUCUACACCUAAACUCAGGGAGGUUUGGCAGAACAUACAGAAGCAAAGGCCAACAAGAAAGAAGGCAAGGCAAUCUCCUGUGAAGAUGGAUAUCGAAAAUACCAUGAUUCCGAGCAAUAUGUACCAAACUUGGCUCCAAGAUUCAACUGACAUUGUGAUCAAAAGGCCAGAAAUUGUCAAGGUAGUCAAAGAGAAAUCAACUUUGAAGUUAGCCAAACUACUAGAUUUGCCGCCAGUAGCACUAUCUUGUGGGUUAGUAGGAAAGUACAAUGAUGUUCAUUAUCCACAAGCGCUACUAGACUUAUGGAUGACAACUAUGCAGCGUAUGAAUGAUUCACCUUCUGCAACAACUUCUUCACCCCGUCCACCAGAACGAUCAUCAUCGUCACUUCCCAAUGGACAAGAUUAUCGAAUUCCACCAGAAGUUCCUAUUGGAGGUAUUAGCCGUGGAACUACAUCUGAGAGAUUAGCCGCAGAAGAAAUAAGAGGAAUUCUACGGAAUCUUGGAACAGGAACCGAGGUUCCUAUACAAGACUUCAACCUCAUGUCCAAUAGUGUGGGCAAAACAAAUCCAAAUGCUUCAGCCCCGAACUCUGGAGCAUCUGUUAGAUCAAUGUCAGUUCCAAGCCCAGGUCCUGGACUUGAUUUCUUAUCAAACACUUCAGACAGCUAUUCUAAUCGGUUAAGAAGGAAAAGAUCUUCUAGUCAAUUGAACAAUGUUGGUUUGGAAUCACUGGAUGAAGAGAACCAAUGGAUGCAUGAAAUGGGAGAACAAAAUAUUCCAGAAUUCAGUGAAUUACUUCAAUCACGCUUUAAAUUGCCUAGACGCUCUAGACAAGGUCUAACCCCCCCUGAUCAAGAAUUGCUGGUUGAAACAGGACCUACACAAAAUCGGCUUCCUGCAAUAGAUGAGGAGGCUGACAGGAUGGCUUACAAUAUCUCAAUGCAUCUGAAGACAUAUUUUGAAGUUCUAGGUGCACCUCAGUCAGAAUCAUUGAACCAGCUAGCGUAUGGGAUGAACAGAAAACAAGCUGCACAGCUUUUCUAUCAGACCUGUGUUCUAGCAACGCGUGACAUCCUCAAAGUGCAGCAGAUAUCAGCAUAUGGAGACAUUACAAUUUCUAGAGGAGCUAAGAUGUGAAAACGGUAUGUAAUAGAGGACAGACUUCCUAACUUCACACAGAGAUCAUUA
Messenger RNA from Amaranthus tricolor (Joseph's coat), 1971 nucleotides. Its product is annotated as sister chromatid cohesion 1 protein 1. Bases 1 to 1920 code for a protein of 639 amino acids. Gene Ontology annotation, biological process: mitotic sister chromatid cohesion; synaptonemal complex assembly; replication-born double-strand break repair via sister chromatid exchange. The record is from RefSeq and is a predicted model, not a curated record. Lineage: Eukaryota; Viridiplantae; Streptophyta; Magnoliopsida; Caryophyllales; Amaranthaceae. Gene Ontology annotation, molecular function: protein binding; chromatin binding. The transcript has 20 exons. Gene Ontology annotation, cellular component: cohesin complex; synaptonemal complex.